Molecule: messenger RNA, 3739 nt
Organism: Saccostrea echinata
Lineage: Eukaryota; Metazoa; Mollusca; Bivalvia; Ostreida; Ostreidae
Exons: 2
Coding region: 2-3739 (1245 amino acids)
Biological process (GO): G protein-coupled receptor signaling pathway; cell surface receptor signaling pathway
Cellular component (GO): membrane
Molecular function (GO): G protein-coupled receptor activity
Source: RefSeq, a predicted model, not a curated record
AAUGGUUUGGGAAAUUCUGAUGAUUUUAUCGGUAACUUUAACGCUCUCAGUUGGUGAAGAGAUUCCAGAUCUGACGGUCGCUUUUCAGCAAUAUGUAUCUGCCUGUACUUCUAGUCGUCUUUGUUCUACAAGUUGGAAUGUUUCCCCUCCUUUGAAAUCCAACGUUACACUUCCAGCGGCUUGUCCUCAGUGUGACUGUGACAAGUCUUGUGUUUUAAGAGGAACGUGCUGCCCAGAUAUUCUGUUCUCCGGAAAGGCUAUUCCAAAGUGUGUGGAUGUGACCGUUAUUGGAGAUGGAUCAGUCCAGUACUUCAUGGUUCCUUCGUGUAACAAACAAGACUCAUGCGAAGAACAACCGUUUGAUGCCAGAAUAAAAUAUACCCCUGUGAGUUCCCUAGAGACAUUUUAUUCGUAUCAAACGAAGGAAGUUGCGGAAAAAUAUGAAAAUCCUGAUUCUUUGAGGCAGUGGGGAGUAGAAUUCAUUUGUAAUAGUUCAGUUGAUAUUAACUUUAUUUCGGAUUAUUCGAAACUUUUAGAAACUGUUAAAGGAGAGGAUUGCAGGGUUAUGUAUACUCCAAACAACUUGGUCCAGGCCAAGAAAUGCAGCCCUCAAGUCAAUACAGUGAGUCUUUGCAAUACCACAGGACUUUGGGAAACAUAUGACCCAGGCGUUGAUUGGGCAUGCUCAAAUCUUUUUCAUCAAUCUGGACUUUUCGAGAACAUUUUCUGCCGCCUUUGUAAUCCAUCAAGGACCUCACAAAGUGAAGUAUCUUUGAUAUCGGUUUGCAAUGAAACUGGAUUAUGGAGGAAUUUUAAUAAAGAAAUUGAAGAGGCCUGUACGUUAGGACAAAAGUCACAUGUCACUUACCCCUUUAAGAAUAUAUUCUGUCGAAUAUGCAAUACUAACAGUGAAAAACAAAUGCUUUACAAAGAAGUGAAAGGAUUCAUCUCGGAAUCCAUUGGAGAACAUGGGUAUAUUUACCAUGUCAACAUGACAGCUUUCACAGAAGAAGAAGUAACUAAACUUAAACAAAUGUUCGAAGCAGACACCGUUUCACGGAGUUACUCAAACAUGAUUUGGAGAGAUGGGCAGUGGAAAAAUAAAUCAAACCUCAUAACACAGUAUCAAGCGAUAACCGGAGGUAGCAAAUGCAACCAGACCAUUGUAUAUAGUUGUAUUUGCGAUCCAUCAUGUUUUGAGGACUUAUCGAAGAAUUGCUGCAUUGAUUUCCUUCUUGAAUACAUCAUGGAUUCUCCAGUAUUCAAAUAUGUAAAGAAUACCUCAUUACAGAGCCUUGUUACUAUAUCAUCAUGCAAUGUUAAGAAUGUUUUUACAACCAAAUGCCUCAAUCCAUCGGAUGACUUUAUGGGAUCUUUCCCAGUGACAGAUUUAUCAAAAAACCUUCAUUUCCGCAGUGUCUACUGUUUUCUGUGCAAUCAAAGGAAUAUCUCUGACUUUACAAGCAUUGAGAAUGUUGUACCAUGGAAUAUUACCAUCAACAGUUCAGAAAUACUGGACAUUCAGUUCUACACUUCAGUUAUGGAUAUCACAAAAAUAGUACAUCUCUCCAAACAUGACGUAAUACUGUCUCCUCGUAUAUCUCUCUGGCCAAAGAGACCAGAGAGUGGGUUGGAAAAGAGAACUUGUAAUAGCACUGGAAAAUGGAAAACACUUGAUACCGACAUAUCAUGGGCCUGUACUUCAUUUUAUCUUCCGUUUGAAACCUAUUACAACGCCUUCUGCAAAAUUUGUAAUCCUAGUGUAGGAUCCCCAAGCCAAUUCAAAAUAUGUAAUGUCACGAGAAGGUGGGAUCUUCUGGAUAACGAUAUCAGGAGUGCCUGUGCAUCAUUUCCGGAGAUGAGUGCUUCAUUUCCUUUCAAGAAUCAGUUCUGUAAAUUCUGCAAUUUUCCUUCCUCGACCUAUCUAGAAAUUAUAGUACAACCUACUAAACAGACCCCCCACGCGUCCCUUCGUGACAUCUUCAGUGUCUUCAGUGUGUCUGAGAGGGAAGAGACGAAGGCAUGCAGCCAAUUUCACUUCCGAGAUGUAAGGGAUACCUGUAGAGAAAUGAGAUGUUAUCCAGGGAAAAUUCUCACUAAAGAUGGAUGUAUUCCUCUGCUUCCAAUCACAAGAAAUCUCAAUUACACUGUCUACUUUAGUGCCUCGAUAUUAAAUAAUUUCACAGGAAAAGCUGUCGCUGAAAAUCUGAUGUCAGAAUUAUUCAAUGUCAUCAAAUCAAUAACAAAUGCUUCAAACUUUAUAUACCAUUCAAAAGCCAAAGAAUUGACGAUUAAUGGCAACACGACUAUUGACAUUGAAAUUAAUUUCUUUGUGAAAGAUAUGAUUCAAAGGUUAGAGUCAGAAAAGUCGCUCCUGGAGUUAUGGGAAAAACCCAUGAAAUAUUUACAAAAGGAAAAUCCAUUUUAUUCUGAUAUUUUAUAUUUUCUAACACCAAAUAAAACCAAUUUUGACAAUCAGACAAACCUUUUAGCAGAAAAAAACGAGCCACAAAACGUUUCUCAAAAUGAGAGACCAUAUCGUAACGUCAUAAUUGCCCCAAUUAUCCUCUGUGAGCAAGUUGAACUGAACGAAUUUGAAAUUGAUUCUAGUGACAAAAGUCGGAAGUUGAUCAGGAUUAUCCAGUCAGACGUCACAUUGGAAGAAAGUGAUUACUAUAUCACCGAAAAUCAUAGCUAUGCCGUAUGCCUCGACGUGAUAUGUGCUGAUUCCAACUGUGAGGCGAUGGUUUCGGAAAUAAAAGAAUCGGCUCUACAAGAAGCCUUGCGCAUAUUCACAAUUGUCUGUACUGUCCCCUCUCUUCUGUGUCUCAUUUUAACAUUCACUCAUUAUUGUCUUUUUAAGAAGCUCCGUACAUUGCCAGGGAUACAUGUCAUGUCGCUUACAGUUUCAUUAUUUUUCUCUCAGUUUUUCUUUCAAUUUUUUCUUAGAAAAGAUUUCCAAGGCGACGCAGGUUGUCAGAUUGUAGGAAUGGUCAUUCACUAUUGGUGGAUGGUGAUGUUUUGUUGUUAUGGCCUCAACGGAUAUCUUAUGUUAAUGGCUUUCAGGGGCAGUUUCACAUUUCGUUCUGACGAUCGGCGAGUUAACAAGAAACACUUUGCUUUUUCAUAUGGACUUCCACUGGCUAUUGUCCUGCUUACUAUAAUUAUCAAUUCCGCUGCCUCUGGAGAUACAGGAUAUGGUUUAAAUUCCAUAUGUUUUUUAAACAACAAAGUUUCUUUGAUAGUUACAUUUGUGUUGGUGAUUGGUAUUAUUUGCUUAUGGAAUAUUGUGGUGUUUUGUGUCGUUGUAUACAAACUCCGUAAGUACCAAUUGCAGCAGCUAGAAUUGGGAAUAGAUCAAGCUGGCAAAGGAAUGUUUUCCACUUUUGUCAAAUUAUUCACCAUUUCAGGUAUUUCUUGGAUAUUUUUCUUGGUUGAUGCGUUUAUUCCAGAGAUCACUAUCUUUUCUUUCAUUGUAACAUUUGUAAACUGUCUGCAAGGUGUCCUGUUGUUCUGUCUAGAAGUUUGCAGCAAGAAGUCCCGAGAUAUGUAUAAGAAUUUCAGGGAAUCGAGACAGAGAACACGACCACGUCAGUCAUUUUCGCAAAACAGACGAAGUGUUUUGGAUGAAGCCAGAAGAAGAACUAUACGAGAUCGGUCUGACAGUUCUGAAUACGACAAUUCGGCCUUUUCCAGCUUUAAUGACGACAAUAGCACCACAAUUACCUCAACAACAUAG